AUGCUUUUAAAGAAGGCGUUUCUCGCCUUCGGCCUCAUUGCAUCGGGAUGGACUGCCAACGUCGAACCCUUUAGCUAUACCAACGAAACCUUCCUCCUCCAUGGCAAACCCUUCCAGAUAAUCGGCGGUCAGAUGGAUCCGCAACGGAUUCCGCACGAAUUGUGGAGUGAUCGGCUCGCAAAGGCACGAGCUAUGGGAUUGAACACGAUCUUCUCCUAUGUAUUUUGGGACCAGCUCGAACCUGUCCAGGGGACUUGGGAAACAAGCGGAAACAAUGAUAUCGCGAAGUAUUUCAAAACUGCACAGGAUCAUGGGUUGAAUGUGGUGCUUCGGCCCGGACCAUAUAUCUGUGGCGAACAUGAAUGGGGCGGAUUCCCGUUUUGGCUGAGUGAAGUACCCGGCAUGGUUGUUCGCACGAAUAAUAAGCCCUUCCUCUCCGCGACAAAGUCGUAUCUCCAGAAUCUGGCGAAGAGUUUGAAACCACUUCUCAUAACGAACGGAGGACCGAUCUUGAUGGUUCAGGUUGAGAAUGAAUAUGGUUCAUACGGAGAUAAUCAUGUGUAUAUUGGUGCAAUGCGCGAUAUGCUCAAGGCUACAUUUGGCAAGAAUGUGCACCUGUACACGAAUGAUGGGGGCGAAGAGUCUAUGAUCAAUGGCGGACAGAUCUCUGGAGUAUUGGCGGAAACUGAUGGAGAUCCAAAGACUGGAUUUACUGCUCGUGAUAAGUAUGUGACUGAUCCCAGCAGCUUGGGGCCGCAACUUGAUGGUGAGUACUACGUGACUUGGCUCGAUCAAUGGGCUAGCAACAACACCCACCAGACGGAUGCGGGGAAUACGAAAAGUAUCCAAGCCGUUCAGUCCGAUCUUGAUUGGAUUUUGCAGCAAAAUGCCUCUUUCAGCAUCUAUAUGGUGCACGGUGGAACAAACUGGGGAUUCCAAAACGGAGCAGAUUGGGGAGAUGCUUUGGAACCUAUCACUACAAGCUACGAUUAUGGUGCCCCAAUUGACGAAAGUGGUCGAACAAACGAAAUUUAUCGCGCUAUUCGACAAACGAUUGCUUCACAUGUUGGAGAGGAUACUAUUCCCGAUGUCAUCGACGAGGAGCCUUUGAUUGAGAUUCCGGACAUCAAGCUCCGUCCCAGCAGCAAGCUGUUCGAUUCUUUACCCGAUCCCGUUUUAAAGAAGUCUCCCAUUAAUAUGGAAGCUAUUGGUCAGGCUGUCGGAUUCAUUCUCUAUCGACAUGUGGCUACCUCCGCUAUCAAGGGCAAUAUCAACGUCGGAGACUACCCCAGAGACCGAAUUCUCAUUUAUGUGAACGGUCGGCGAAUUGGCGUGAUCGAUAGUCUAUAUGUGACGCCAAACACGGUUGAAGUGAGUCUUAAGAAGAACGAUGUCCUAGACCUUCUAGUCGAAAACAUGGGCCGUGUCAACUAUGGAGAACGUAUUGUUGAACAACGUAAGGGCAUCGUGGGCAGCGUUACCCUGGGCGACAAUGUGCUGUCCAACUGGCAGAUCUACCCUCUUCCACUGCCGUCGCCUCCAGACUCGACUUCCAGCAACGUUCAGAUCUCAAAGGAAUCAGGUCCAGUAUUCUUUGAAGGCACCUUCGAUGUGAAUAAGGUUGGCGAUACAUUCCUCGAAUUCCCUGGUUGGACCAAGGGGGUCGUCUGGGUGAACGCAGUGAACCUCGGGCGUUACUGGACGAUUGGACCUCAGCAAACGCUGUACCUCCCUGCAUGCUAUCUGAAAGAGAGGGGGAACAAGAUAACGGUACUCGCUUUAGAGCCUACAGGCGAGGAAGGUUCUGUUCGCGGUAUCACGACGCGGAUCUGGGGGAAUAAUCCAGACCCAGACGCGCCGUCGGGAUAG
Messenger RNA from Penicillium waksmanii, 1869 nucleotides. RefSeq lists its product as uncharacterized. The transcript has a single exon. Gene Ontology annotation, molecular function: beta-galactosidase activity. Gene Ontology annotation, biological process: carbohydrate metabolic process. Bases 1 to 1869 code for a protein of 622 amino acids. The record is from RefSeq and is a predicted model, not a curated record. Gene Ontology annotation, cellular component: vacuole. NCBI's taxonomy places the organism in Eukaryota, Fungi, Ascomycota, Eurotiomycetes, Eurotiales, Aspergillaceae.